AUGCUGACCGAAGGUGUAGUGGACUACACUAAAGAAGGGUCAAUCCUCACGGCCGAACAACGUCAAUUCUACGAGAAAAAUGGUUAUUUGUUGAUUCGUAAUUGUGUUCCACAGUAUGAAUUGAACAGAUUCCGCCAGAGAUUUCAGGACAUUUGCGAGAAGAAAGUGAAGGCACCUGACAAUAUGACAGUGAUGAAAGACAUCUCAAUUGCCAAGUCUGAAUUCAAGGACGGCGAGAAGGCAAUCACUAAAAUCCAAGAUUUCGCAGAUGACCCUGUUCUCUUUGAGUACUGUAAAUACCCGGGAGUAGUUGAUGUCGUGAAGGAUUUGAUUGGAAAUCCAAAGUCAACUGUGAUGGCAAUGCAUACUAUGCUUAUAAAUAAGCCUCCAGAUAAUGGAAAGCUAACCUCCCGUCACCCAAUGCACCAAGACCUCCAAUACUUCCCAUUCCGUCCGGCUGAUUUCAUUUGUUGCGCGUGGACUGCAAUGGAGAAGAUCACCCGAGCAAAUGGGUGUCUUGUCGUUGUUCCAGGCACUCAUAAGGGAGUUCUUCUUCCUCAUGAAUACCCGAAAUGGGAGGGCGGUGUGAACAAAGCUUAUCAUGGAAUUCAAGACUAUGAUCCAUCGAAUCCACGUAUUCACGUGGAGAUGGAGGCAGGGGAUACUGUAUUCUUCCAUCCGAUUCUUAUUCAUGGAUCCGGUGCGAAUAGGACUGAAGGAUUCCGCAAAGCCAUCUCUUGUCACUACGCCAACGAUGACAUCUGUCGUUACGUGAAUGUGGAGGGUACAACUCAAGAGACAUUGGCAGAGGAAAUCAUUGAGAUUGCCAAGAAAAGAUUGACUAAAUACGGAUUGGAUCCGAAUACAGUAACCCUCGACUUUGCGGAUAUAUGGAGAGUUCGUGCCAGAGAAGUCAAUGGACACAGAUCCAAUUUGUAA
Messenger RNA from Caenorhabditis remanei, 939 nucleotides. RefSeq lists its product as uncharacterized. Gene Ontology annotation, molecular function: phytanoyl-CoA dioxygenase activity. Bases 1 to 939 code for a protein of 312 amino acids. NCBI's taxonomy places the organism in Eukaryota, Metazoa, Nematoda, Chromadorea, Rhabditida, Rhabditidae. The record is from RefSeq and is a predicted model, not a curated record. Gene Ontology annotation, biological process: fatty acid alpha-oxidation. The transcript has 5 exons.